This is a messenger RNA of Manis javanica (Malayan pangolin), 3136 nucleotides long. It is a transcript of the gene ASB5, whose product is annotated as ankyrin repeat and SOCS box containing 5. Gene Ontology annotation, molecular function: protein binding. Gene Ontology annotation, biological process: intracellular signal transduction; protein ubiquitination; positive regulation of protein catabolic process. Lineage: Eukaryota; Metazoa; Chordata; Mammalia; Pholidota; Manidae. The record is from RefSeq and is a predicted model, not a curated record.
CUCUCCACCAGUCAUGGGGGGUGUACCCUCCUCAGCUCUGUGUGCCAGCAAAAAAUACCAGGCACAUGUCUGGUUUUUCCUCUCUCCAGCUACUCUUUCCUCUGCCUUUUAGGGUGAGAAAUCUCAGCUGUACUUAAAUUGACUGCUGACGCCUGUGGUCUGGAAAUGAUCUCCAGAAAAAUCGUCAUUGUGAGCUGCACCUAUAUAAAUAAGAGGAUUGUGACUGUGCACAGAAGCCAAUUCUAAACUUAGACCCUUACCAGAUAAGAACAUGAGCUAGCUACCAGCUGACCCUAAUGCACAGACACUAUUUAUUCCCGAAGAUGAACCGGGGAGGCUACCUAGUCACUGAUCACUGGGGAGCUUUUUGGCUACGACAUCCUCUCUAGCUGUUGUUAAGGGGCAACUUUUCAUGGGGUUGAUGUGUAGAUAAUUCAAAUAGGCUUUCGAACUUUAAAGAUGGUUCUUGCUUCCAUUUAGUUUCUGAUUAGGAAAUGCAAUGUUACACGUGUAUUUUCACUUUCGGUAUCACUCAAACAGUUAAAAACUUCCUGCUGCAGCUGAGUCUCCACUUUAAAAAUAGAAAAUGCUACUGCAUCUGGCCCGUGCCCCGCGCGGCACCUACCGGCCUCGCUCCGCACAUUUCUGAAUAGGGCUCAAUGUCGAGGCCGUUGUCCAGCUCGCACAAAAGCCUCUGAGAAGUCUAAAGGGACGCGAAAAAUAGCUAGAAAUCCAGGCGCCUACCUUUCUUCCGGCUAGAGCAGUUGUGCUUAGGACACCUGGUGUCGCAGACAGAAACGCCAGCCACUCUAUGCCCGCAGGUAGUGCGCUUGAAAGGAACUGCAUUAAGCAGGUCCUCACCAAACGGCGGCUAGCGAGUAGAGAAGAAUGUUCUUCUAAACGAAAAGCUAGCUGGAGUGUUCUGACCAGUCAAGGUUCCUGGGCAGAUCGCUCGCCACUACAUGAAGCCGCAAGUCAAGGGCGUCUUCUUGCUCUGAGAACAUUAUUAUCACAGGGUUAUAAUGUGAAUGCAGUAACCAUAGACCAUGUCACCCCGCUGCACGAAGCCUGCCUUGGAGAUCACGUGGCGUGUGCCAGGACACUUCUGCAAGCUGGAGCUAAUGUGAAUGCAGUCACGAUCGACGGCGUGACCCCUUUGUUUAAUGCCUGCUCACAAGGCAGCACCAGCUGCACAGAACUUCUUUUGGAAUACGGCGCCAAGCCCCAGCUGGAGUCCUGCCUCCCUUCCCCCACUCAUGAGGCCGCCAGUAAAGGUCACCAUGAAUGCCUAGAAAUACUGAUAUCCUGGGGCAUCGAUGUUGACCAAGACAUUCCUCAUUUGGGAACUCCUCUGUAUGUGGCUUGUAUGUCACAGGAAUUCCAUUGCAUCCAGAAGCUUCUUUAUGCCGGUGCUGAUGUACAAAAAGGCAGAUAUUGGGACACACCACUACAUGCUGCUGCUCAACAAUCCAGUACGGAAAUUAUAAGCUUACUGCUAGAAUUUGGAGCAGAUAUCAAUGCCAAAAAUAUGGAGCUUCUACGACCCAUAGAUGUAGCUACUUCCAGCAGUUUGGUGGAAAGACUACUGCUUCAGCAAGAAGCCACUCCGAGCUCUCUUUGCCAACUCUGCCGACUCCGUAUCAGGAACUACAUAGGAAAACCCAGACUGCAUCUCAUCCCACAGCUCCAGCUGCCAACACUGCUGCGCAAUUUCUUACAGUACCGAUGAAGCAGUGAAGUAAUUCUAAAUACUUUGAAAGUCAAAAAUUUCUACUUCAUCUGCAGAAUGUAUAUUUCAUACUAAAAUAUGCUCAAGAUAGGGUAAAAGUGAACACGAGAACAUCCAGGGAAAUAGUGAAGUGUGAAUUUUAAUUUUAAGUGUACCAUUGAGUAGUAUUAUUUUAUGCAUUUUUACUGUUUUGAAACUGUAGUAUAUUUUAAAUAUCUAUGCUAUUAGCUAUUCCUGUAUACUCCCAGCUACUCAACAUUGUUGAUUUAGAAAAAAAAUGAGAAAUCCCCCAUUUUGUUUUUUUAGAGUAGAAAAAGAAUUCUUACUAAAAUUACUCACGUAUUGUACUUUAAAAGGCCUACAGUCUUCAAAUAAUGCAUUAGUUUUAAUUUUGACCACUGUAAUUCAUUAUUCCUGUAUUUUUUAUAUUAAUACAAAACAUGAGUAUGGUUUUGAAAAGAGCAACAAAUAUCCUUUCUGAAAUAAAGAUGACUCUUCUUCAGGAAAUCCACCCUGUUGAACGUUCACUUGUCAUUAUAGUGCUCAAUUCAUGAAGAAAAGAUAAACCAGCUGCCUCCCUGCAAAAAUCCCACUAGUCACUUCACCGCCUUUCAUGGACCUAUUCCAGAAACCGGAAGGACUCCCAGUUAUCACUGGACGGAUGACGGCUGGAACCUCACCCACCUGCUCCCUCUCCAGGGUAGUGUCUGUGCUGUGUCCAUGGCACUGCAGCCUCUGUGAGCCCAGAGACGCUUGGACUGAAGCGAGCUUCGUAUCUAAGUGAUGAAGAGGCUUGUGGGUCACAGUCCAGGGAUCUGGGCAGUCGAGGGCUGGAGAAAAUGGAAGAUAAAACUCCUUAAAUUGUGGGGUUUCAAAGAAAAGGAAAAGGAGGUACCACGUAGCGAACACAGAGGUCUUAAAAAUAUACCCUGUAUAUGUAGACCUGAACUGUGGUGUUCCCAAUUCUUCUCAUACAAAGCACGGGUUCAGAGCAGACCAUAUUGGCAAGGGUGCACUGUAUAAAUGAAAAUAAUACUGAAGUUGUGCCCUUGGCAAAGAUUAAAACUGUUUAUUCUCUUCUGCCUCAACUGUACUUAAGUGUAAUAUAUAACACAAUAAAUAAAUUUUGUGCCUCCUCUGUAAUUUAGAUUAGAUUUGAACCUAUUAUGGAUUUAGAAAUAAGAUAGUCAAGAUAUUUACAACUCUGUGUAAAGGAGAAGAAAAUAUUUUAAUGAGUUUUAUAAAUGUAUCAAAUUUUGAUAAAGUAUUUUGACCAAUAUAUUAAUAACCCAGGGCCUAUUUUCCUUUCUUCUUAGUUAUUGAGUGACUUCCAGAGACCUAUGGGAAAUAAACUAUCAUUGUAUGUAACUCCAAAACCACAAAGAUUGCAUUAAAAAAAAAAAACAU